AUGGGAAAUUGUUGCAGUGGAGGACCAGGUGGAUAGAACGCUGAAGAAGUAGAUUUAAACCGCAAUUAGCCAGCUACCCCUGCUGAAAAGAUAUUUGAAGAAAACGAAGGUGGUGAUGAUACAACUGCCCUACCAGAAAACAAAAAUAAAAAUCAUGUUGUCCAUAAUGCAAAUUCUAGUUAAACUGAAAUUAAAUAAAAGCCUAGCUCUGAUGCUCAAUUAGAUGCUAAAUCUGAAAAGGAAAAUUUUGAUGAUAACACCUAGCAAUAAUAAACAUCGAAUGCACAUUAGUGGGAUUUAAAAAAUGUUACUGAUAAGGAAUAAGUUAAGCUGAUUGAACUUCACUCUCCUAGCUAAGCAACUGCAAGACGUAUAUAAGAAGUUCCUUAAUACGAAAACUCUUCAACAAAAAAAACUUACGAAAGAUAAGGACCAUUUAUUUACGAUAAAGAUUAGGAUGAAGAUAAGAAUUUGCCAUUCCUAGGUCCAUUUGAAUUUGAAAAUGCAGCUGUUUACAUUGGGUAAUGGAAGAAUGGAUAAAGACACGGAAGAGGUAAGUAAUAUUGGAACGACGGUUCAUUCUAUGAAGGCUAUUGGAGAGAUAAUAUGGCUAAUGGAAAAGGAAGACUUAUUCAUGCAGAUGGUGACGUCUACGAAGGAGAAUGGAAAGAUGAUAAAGCUCAUGGAAAAGGUUUUUACAACCAUACUGAUGGUGCCCGUUAUGAUGGUUCAUGGUAUGAAGAUAAACAACAUGGAUAUGGUGUUGAAACAUGGCCAGAUGGAGCUAAAUAUGCUGGUGAAUAUGAAAUGGGUAAGAAGCACGGAAAGGGUAAAUUUAACUGGGCUGAUGGUUCAACAUAUGAAGGCUAAUUCUGGAACAAUAAUAUUCAUGGACAUGGUACUUAUGAAUGGGCUGAUGGAAGAAAAUUCGUAGGCGAAUGGAAAAAUAAUAAAAUGGAUGGUAACGGAGAAUUUUAAUGGGCAGAUGGAAGAAAAUAUACAGGCUAAUACUUAGAAGAUAAGAAACAUGGCUAUGGUGUUUUUGAAUGGCCAGAUGGUAGAAAAUAUUAAGGAAAUUGGGAAAAUGGUAAAUAACAUGGUAAAGGUAUUUAUAUUGGAUCUAAUGGAUAAGAAAGAGAAGGUGAAUGGUAAGAAGGAAAAAGAGUUAAAUGGAUCAAAAAAUAAGGAGAUGAAUAGUGA
This is a messenger RNA of Tetrahymena thermophila SB210, 1200 nucleotides long. Its product is annotated as MORN motif protein. The record is from RefSeq and is a predicted model, not a curated record. The transcript is spliced from 6 exons. Lineage: Eukaryota; Ciliophora; Oligohymenophorea; Hymenostomatida; Tetrahymenidae.